AUGGCGCCCACAGAAGCGGAUCAGUCUCCCUUCGAGCGAAUGUUCGACCUGGAAACAAUCCCGGAAUCUCCCAAUUCCGGCGACAUGGACACUGCAUUCGAAUCGUUUCUCAACCUCCCCUGGUCCGCUCGAGACCGUACUACGGAAGGGAGCCGCGAGAGGAGCGGUGAGGCGAACGCGAGCAAUGCGGCACAGCGCGCGGCGCGGAAGCAGCUGCUCGCGGCGCUUAUGCAAGCUCUCGCGGACUCAGCGGCGGACGACACCGCCGCCGCCGCCGCCGAGCCUCCUUCCUCACCGAAAUCGCUUGAUGAGAGGGAGUUCCUCUCAUCCGCGGCGCUGGCAGCAGGGUCGCGGAAGCGCAAGGCGGCGGAGAUCGAGGAGGUCCCCUCCGCGGAUGCGCCUGUCGUUGGCGGAAGCGAGGAAGAGUCGGAGGUGACGCGUCAGCUGCGCCGUGCGAUUGCUAAUGUCAUCCUCCGCGGCAGCGGCGUCGGCAGACCGUGCCCCGCACCCGGCGCUGCUUCUCCCGACGCUUCCGCGCCUCCUGGCGCGGCUGCGCCGCUGCCAGUGGUUACCACUCAUGCCGCCAACCCCGCCAGCAGGACGCUCGCCCAUGACCCGCUGCCGAUGCCUUUUCGCCUGCCCAUCGCCAAUGGUGCUGCUCUCACUGCGCCUGCGUCACUAGCAACCAUGGCCGCGCCAGAAGCAGCACCUUGCAUGAUCUACGAUGACAAUUCAGAUGACAUCGCGGGUUUUGGCGGAAGUCCCAUGUGCGGAGGUGGGGCGUCAGAUGCGGACGAUUGGCUGCCGCGCAACCGUGGGCGCAAGGACAGGCAGAUGGCGGGCGGGCGCAUCAAGGCGCGGAGCAUGGCGGAGAGGCAGAGGCGGGAGAGGAUCAGUGAGGGGCUACAGAAGCUGCGACUGGUGGUGUGCGGACAUGGGGACACGGCCACCAUGCUCGACAAGGCUGUCGCGUAUGUCGACUCGUUGCAGCGCAGAGUGACCGCGCUGGAAACCGCCCUGCUGCUGCACCAGGCGUCGUGCAGACACCCAGAGUGGCAGCAUGGUUGCUCCCUGGCCUCCCCUGGAGGAUCUUCUGAGCUUUUGUAA
Closterium sp. Yama58-4 is the source of this 1107-nucleotide messenger RNA. Lineage: Eukaryota; Viridiplantae; Streptophyta; Zygnematophyceae; Desmidiales; Closteriaceae. The record is from the annotation of a GenBank genome assembly.